CUCCCGUCUCCCCCCUCCUCCCGCCCGCACCCCCCGCCAUCGCCGCACCCCGGCGGGCACUGCCCUAAUUGGAUUCAACUAUGAUAUCCGAGACGCAGUGCGCCCCGUUCCGGCGAUAUUCCCCAAUUACUUACUCUCGUCCCAGAGCGCGAUGGCGAGAUCUGGCGGCAAGCGAGGCGUGAUGGAGCACCACUGCCUGGACCGGUUCCGCCGCCGGCGACUCCUCGCCUUCCUCCGCCGCAACAACCUGCCCGCCACCUUCGACGCGCUGAAGCACGAGACGAGCGUCUUCUUGGACGUGCGGUUCCUGCAGCGCCUGGUGGCGGGCGGCCGGUGGCAGGAGGCGCGAGAGUACUUGAGCCGCUUCCUGCCGUGCCAGGACGAGUUCGACGCGCCCACCGCGCCCAGAUUCCUCACUCGCCUCAACGUUCUCGACGACCUCGCCCAGGGCAAGCUGGAGGGCAUCGAUUUGGCCCAAGAUCUCCGGAACCAAAUCGACGUUAUCCCUUCCACCAUUGUCCGCGAGGACCCGCACUACGCCGCGGCUCUCCGCACAGUCUUGUUCUGGCGCUCUCACCCGACAUACUGGGGUCCCGUGGACUGGCAGCUUAUUAGGCGCAAAGCCGCGCAGGUUGUCGAGGACUUGGUCAUGCGAACCCCCGAGUUCAGGCAUCUGCUGCGGUUGCCGCCGUGUCCAAGCCACCCAUGUUACACCAUCCCCUUCGGGUUUGGGGGUUGCCGGAGGCAUAAGAGGAAGAAGAACAUAGGCCGGAUGUCGGCAUCUCUUCUUGCCCGCCGUUUUCUUCAGAAAGAGAGGCGUCAUUCCUCACCAUGGACUCAAGGUUCAUCGUGUGAACCUAUGGGUUUCGAGGAAAUUAUUGAUGAAACUAUGUUAGCUGGGAAGCUGGAGGUCAUAGAACAUUCAGAUUCUUGUAGUGAAGGCGAUCCUGGUUCUCCUGUUGGGUUAUCUAUAGGUAAAAGUUUUGGAACUGCACCUGCUAAUGCAGUCACAAAGCGUUUGAGUCAAGAAUGUUCCGCUGAAAGUUCCAAUGGUGCAAAACUAAAACCUACAACUGGGCAGUUUUGUCCGGAUGUCGUCGAUGCACGUUCUGGUUGGACGGUGGACGCCAAACAUGUUUUAAAUAAAACAGAAACCCUCGGAGACAUUUCAACUGCCAUGGCCAUGCUAGUGAAUAAGACAUGCAGAAGAUGAUAUUCGAACUGCGAUUAGAUUGCCAAAAAGCAAGAACUAAGAGGUUGAACUUCUCCAUUGGCAACUUGAGCACCCAACAGAACUAGAAACUCUUAGCCGCUGCAUCUAUUGAUCCACCUUGGUUUUGUUCUUUUCUACUUGCUACAAGUUAUGGUGUAUUGUUUUCUUAUAUGCUUUACCAGAAGAGCAAUGGUGUCUUAUCUUUUUGUAAGAACCUAUCAUGCACUGUGGGGAGGAUUGGUAGCCCGUACGUAGGACUGUAGAAAGCAUGCAGAGUUUCUGCUCCGGGUGAGGCAUUUCCACGAGCACCACUGCGUGCUGUGUUGUAAGGAAGCCGAGUUGGUUCGAGCAACACAGCCUUCCCAGUUGCAUGUCGAUGUCAAUGGAUGGCCCUGGCCUGAGUUACGAACGACC
Molecule: messenger RNA, 1627 nt
Organism: Triticum dicoccoides
Lineage: Eukaryota; Viridiplantae; Streptophyta; Magnoliopsida; Poales; Poaceae
Exons: 11
Coding region: 152-1213 (353 amino acids)
Source: RefSeq, a predicted model, not a curated record